Cornus florida is the source of this 1518-nucleotide messenger RNA. Its product is annotated as TATA-box-binding protein-like. Gene Ontology annotation, molecular function: DNA binding; RNA polymerase II general transcription initiation factor activity. The record is from RefSeq and is a predicted model, not a curated record. Lineage: Eukaryota; Viridiplantae; Streptophyta; Magnoliopsida; Cornales; Cornaceae. The transcript is spliced from 9 exons. Gene Ontology annotation, biological process: DNA-templated transcription initiation. The coding region runs from base 668 to 1270 and encodes 200 amino acids.
UGACAACAAACCCUUCACACCUCUCUAUAUCAGUUUCUCUUUCCUCUCUCAACCCUUUAAAUCUUCUCUGCCAUAUAAAUACAACCCUUUUCAAAUCCUUACCGCUCCGAAUUCAAUUUUUGUCGUUCAAUUCUCGUAUCGAUCGACAAAUCUUUGCUUCUCAAUCGGUUUUGCGUAAAAGAAAACCCUAGAUUUCCAUUCAUAAGGUCCGAUCUCUCGCAGCCGAUUGUUGAGCAGAUCUUCUAUUUCAUUAACAGUUUUCGAUUUUCUUGCACUCGAAACUGGACUUUGCACUGGAUGAGUUUUAAAACUGGAAUUUUAUUAGAUUCUUGACUUAAAAUCUUCUUUCUUAGUUACAAGUAUUCAAACCCACUGAUAUAUGUAUGUGUCUCUGUGUGUAUGUAUGUAUAUAUUCUAAAUCACUCGAUCUUGGAUCAUAUGCUGUUUUAUAUAUAACAUGUUUAAAUUCACGUGAUUUUUGAUUUUUUUUCUGGAAAGGGAAUACUUAUAAAAAAACCCUAGAUGGCAUCAUUGGUUUUGAGUUAAAGAAAACCCUAAAUGGUGGUACAAAACAAGAAUUGUGUCUCUGUUAUUGAUAGAAGUGUGUUGAAUUUGUUGUUGUGCUGAAUAGAAAGGAACGAUCUGAAUUGUGAGGGAAAAGGAAUCGAUGGCAGAUCAAGUCUUGGAAGUGAGCCAACCCGUCGAUCUCACCAAGCAUCCGUCUGGAAUCGUCCCUACACUACAAAACAUAGUAUCUACUGUCAACUUGGAUUGCAAGUUGGAUCUUAAGGCCAUUGCACUACAAGCUCGUAACGCUGAAUACAAUCCCAAGCGAUUUGCUGCGGUGAUCAUGAGGAUCAGAGAACCGAAAACGACCGCAUUAAUAUUUUCUUCUGGAAAAAUGGUUUGUACAGGUGCAAAAAGCGAGCACCAAUCAAAAUUGGCAGCACGAAAGUAUGCUCGAAUUAUUCAAAAGCUUGGUUUUCCAGCUAAGUUUAAGGAUUUCAAGAUCCAGAACAUUGUGGGCUCCUGUGAUGUUAAAUUUCCCAUUAGACUUGAAGGCCUUGCAUACUCCCAUUGUGCUUUUUCUAGUUAUGAACCAGAGUUGUUCCCUGGAUUGAUUUAUCGUAUGAAGCAACCAAAAAUUGUGCUACUUAUCUUUGUUUCUGGGAAAAUUGUUCUGACAGGAGCUAAGGUGCGAGAUGAAACGUAUCUUGCAUUUGAAAACAUAUACCCGGUGCUUACAGAGUUCAGGAAAAAUCAACAUUGAUUUUGAUGGGAAGUACAGCAGGAUUUAUGUGCUCACUUGGGGCGUUAACUGCUGACCAACUGUAAAUAUGUUGAAAGGAGAGGGUGCUCGUCGGCCCUUGGCCGUUUAAGAUACAUAUUAAAAGGACUAGAACAAUUUUUCCCUGAAUGUUAUCCCCAGUAACUUAGUUUACUGCUUGUAACAAAACUACAAUAUUUGUUGUUGUAGAGAUGAAUAAGAAAAACGUUCGAUUAUGGAUUGAUGGUUAA